AUGAAGAAGAUAACAACAUCAACGGUUAUUGGUAGCAAGAGGAAAGUACAAUCGAAUGGAAAAGGUAAUGUUGAUACUUCAAGUCAGUUUAACCAGCUUUCCAAUAAAAUUAGUGCACAAGAAUGUAAUACAUCAUCAUUCCACAUUCGAGACCUGAGUAGAGAUUUUGAAGAGGCUGCAGUAACAGUCAUCGACUCUGAUGAAUACGCUGAUUUGGGUGACGCGCUUCAUUGCUGUGAAUAUUGUUCUGCACUAUUUUGGAAAGACAACAAUCAAUCAAAUUUACAUGUUGACGUUGUUUCUGACAUUCAAGAAGCUCUGGAUGAAAACAAUGUGUUAGUGAAGUCCUUCCGUAAUGCUAAGUCUCAUAUUGAAGCUAACCCACAAUUGGAGAUUAAAAUGAGGCUAAUUGGUAGAAGAUCUACAGAUGCAAGAAUUUAUAAUUUACCCACGGUUUCAGAGGUUGCGGCAUUGAUUGUGGGAGACUUAGAUCUAUCUAUAGGUGAACGUGAUAUAUUGGUUGAGUCUCAAUCUGGUCAAUUAAAAAGGAUAAGUGAAUUGAACCCUGCUUACUUGCCAUUGCAAUAUCCACUAUUAUUCCCAUACGGAGAAGAUGGUUAUAGGGAGGAUAUCCAAUUUGCUGGACAAUAUGCAAAUAAACAAGGGGGUAGGCAACGUAUAUCACCGAGAGAGUACUUUGCUUUUAGGAUGCAUGAUAGAAUAAGUGAGGUAUCAACCUUACUUUAUGCUAAACGACUCUUUCAACAAUAUUUAGUGGAUGCAUACACCAUGGUGGAAUCUGGUAGGCUUAUUUUCAUAAGGACACACCAAAAAACUUUGAGAUGUGAAGCUUACAAAGGUUUGUCAGAUGCGUUGACACGAGGAGAGAUACAACCUAGCACACAAGGGAAGCGUAUAAUUUUACCAUCAAGUUUUACUGGUGGUGCUAGGUAUAUGAUUCAGAAUUACCAGGAUGCAAUGGCCAUAUGUCGGUGGAUAGGAUAUCCAAAUUUAUUCAUUACAUUUACAUAUAACCCGAAGUGGCCUGAGAUUAAACGUUUCAUGGAAACCCGGGACCUGAGGGCUGAAGAUAGGCCUGACAUUGUUUGUAGGGUAUUUAAAAUGAAAUUAGACGCUCUAAUCAAAGAUUUGAGAGAAGGUGAUGUGUUCGGUGCAGUUAAGGCAGUUGUUUACACCAUAGAAUUCCAAAAACGUGGCUUACCACAUGCACACAUUUUGCUGUUUCUAGCAAAAAAGGAACAAACAAGUUCAGUGGAAUUCAUGGAUUCAAUUAUAUCAGCAGAGAUACCUUGCAAAGACUUGGAUCCACAAUACCAUGAUGCAGUGCAAGAAUUCAUGGUACAUGGGCCAUGUGGUAGUGUUAGGAAGCAAUCUCCUUGCAUGGUAAAUGGGAAAUGCUCCAAGUACUUUCCCAAGAAGUUUGUUGAUUGUUCCAGCUUUGAUGAUGAUGGCUAUCCAAUAUAUAGGCGUCGCGAUGAUGGUUUAACAAUCCAAAAAAAUGGAAUUCACUUGGAUAGCAGGUAUGUUGUACCACACAAUAGAUAUUUGCUUCUAAAAUACAAGGCACAUUUAAAUGUGGAGUGGUGUAAUCAAUCAAGGUCUAUCAAAUACCUAUUCAAGUAUGUGAAUAAAGGUAAUGACCGUGUUACUGCAGAGUUUUAUAAAAGUACGACGGACGAACAUGGCAAUGAAGUCAUAGAUGAGAUCAAUAUGUACUAUGAUUGUCGAUACGUUUCUUCGUGUGAAGCUUCAUGGCGUCUGUUGAGUUUUGAUGUGCAGUACAGGACGCCAGCUGUUGAGAGACUAAGCUUUCACCUUCCAGAUUGUCAGUCGAUUAUUUUUGAAGAUGAUGAUACCGUCGACAAUGUUUUAAAUCGACAUACUGUUGGUCAAAGUAUGUUCAGUGGGUGGUUUGAAGCGAACCAAAAAUAUGCAGAUGCAAGGUUAUUAACCUAUAUUGAGAUGCCGACUAAAUUCGUUUGGAAAAAGGAUUUAAGAGAGUGGCAUCCAAGAAAGAAAGGUUUCUCAAUUGGUCGCAUCUUUUAUGUUCCACCUGGUACUGGUGAAUUAUAUUAUUUGAGAUGCCUUCUUAAUAUAGUUCGUGGUCCUACGAGUUUUGAAGAAAUACGCACAUUUAAUGGGGUCGUGCAUAACUCUUUUAGAGAUGCGUGUUAUGCACGUGGCUUAUUAGAAGAUGAUAGAGAGUACAUUGAUGCAAUUGAAGAGGCGAGUCAUUGGUCAUCUGCGCACUCAUUGAGAAAAUUAUUUGUUACAUUGUUGAUAUCUAAUUCUUUUAAUCGGCCAGAAAUUGUUUGGAAUGAUGUGUGGCUUUAUCUUUCUGAUGAUGUACAAUUCAACCAACGGAAAUUGCUUUCUCAACCAGAUCUCAUUUUAACAGAUGAUGAGAAGAAAAAUCUAGGUUUAAUGGAAUUGGAAAAGUUGUUAAAAGUAUACAAUAGAUCUCUAAAAGAUUUCCCUACAAUGCCAAUUCCGAGUUUAGAUGAUUCACGUUUAAAUGUGAAUCGAUUGUUGUUUGAAGAGUUAUCGUAUGAUCGUGAAGCCCUUGCAGAAGAGGCCACUACCUUGACAAAUCAAAUGACUGAUGAACAAAGAAUUGUAUUUGAUACAAUAACUGAAGAUGUUUCAACUAAUGGUGGUGGUCUAUUUUUUGUAUACGGGUACGGUGGAACGGGGAAGACAUUUUUAUGGCGAGCUUUAUCUGCCACAUUGCGGUCUAAAGGUGAUAUUGUCAUCAAUGUUGCAUCGAGUGGAAUUGCUUCACUACUCCUACCAGGUGGAAGAACUGCACACUCAAGAUUUGCAAUACCCAUAUCUAUCAAUGAGGACUCAACAUGUAAUAUUAAACCAGGUAGCGAUCUUGCUGAGUUAAUUUUGAAGACAAAGUUAAUAAUUUGGGAUGAAGCACCAAUGAUGCACAAGCAUUGUUUUGAAGCCUUGGAUAGAACAUUAAGAGACUUAUUAAGAUUUUCUAAUCCUUCAAGCGCAAAUGAUACUUUUAGUGGCAAAACUGUGGUUUUAGGUGGAGAUUUUAGGCAGAUCUUGCCGGUGAUUCCAAAAGGUACAAGGCAAGACAUUGUUGGAGCGACUAUAAACUCUUCUUAUCUUUGGAGUAGUUGUAGAGUUCUAAGGCUGACUAAGAAUCUCCGUUUGCAUCAAAUUGAUUCUGAUGAAGAAAUGCAACAAGUUGCACAGUUUGCUAAUUGGAUUGCCGAUAUUGGUGAUGGUACAAUUGAUGGGUCAAAUGAAGAUUGUCCUGAUAUUGAAAUUCCGAAAGAGUUGUUGUUGGAACCAAAUGGUGACCCUAUUGCCACGAUCGUGGAUAGUACAUUCCCAAUGUUCAAGAAUGGAACUUGUGACAACACUUUUUUAGAAAAGCGUGCAAUUUUGGCACCUACACUUGAUGUUGUUAAUUCCAUUAAUGAAUACAUGAGUAACAUACAUGUUGCAGAGAGCAGAACUUACCUUAGUUGCGACACUGUAUGUCGAACUGAGUCUAAUAAUGGCAUUCUGGCAGAUGUGCACACACCGGAGUUCCUAAAUGGGUUGCGAGUAUCUGGCAUUCCUAACCAUUCUUUGGCGUUAAAGGUGGGUUCACCUGUGAUGUUAUUGAGGAAUAUAGAUCACACACUUGGUUUAUGCAAUGGAACUAGGCUGAUAGUAACCAGGUUGUCAGAACAUGUCAUAGAGGCCAAACUAAUGUCAGUAUAA
This is a messenger RNA of Ipomoea nil (Japanese morning glory), 3750 nucleotides long. RefSeq lists its product as uncharacterized. The record is from RefSeq and is a predicted model, not a curated record. Gene Ontology annotation, biological process: DNA repair; telomere maintenance. Lineage: Eukaryota; Viridiplantae; Streptophyta; Magnoliopsida; Solanales; Convolvulaceae. The transcript is spliced from 7 exons. Bases 1 to 3750 code for a protein of 1249 amino acids. Gene Ontology annotation, molecular function: DNA helicase activity.